Messenger RNA from Trachemys scripta elegans, 3986 nucleotides. RefSeq names its product aromatase. The transcript is spliced from 9 exons. The coding region runs from base 215 to 1726 and encodes 503 amino acids. Gene Ontology annotation, molecular function: heme binding; iron ion binding; oxidoreductase activity, acting on paired donors, with incorporation or reduction of molecular oxygen. The record is from RefSeq and is a predicted model, not a curated record. NCBI's taxonomy places the organism in Eukaryota, Metazoa, Chordata, Testudines, Emydidae.
UCUGCUGUACGUCUGUUUUGACUUGUAGUUUAGCUUGUCUUGUCUAAGCAGCCAGUCUCCUUAUAAAACAAAGCUACUACGGGUAUGAAUUUGCUCAGUUACAGGACCUGCAAAGGGGUUGCAAGGUACCGAUUAAAGGUGUCUUAGCAUUUUGAAACUUUCAGCCUCUUUCCAUAUUUUUCCCCUAAAGGCAAAGUAGACUGUCUUAGAAAAGAUGAUACUGGAAACCCUGAAUCUGAUGCAUUCCAAUAUCACCAGCGUGGUGCCAGAAGUGAUGCCAACUGCCACCGUGCCCAUACUCCUCCUCAUGUGCUUUCUUUUCCUAAUCUGGAAUUAUGAAGAAACAUCAAUACCAGGGCCUGGUUUCUGUAUGGGAAUUGGUCCCCUCAUUUCACAUGGGAGAUUCCUUUGGAUGGGAAUGGGAAAUGCCUGCAACUAUUACAAUAAGAUGUAUGGAGAAUUUAUGAGAGUCUGGAUCAGUGGAGAGGAAACACUCAUAAUUAGCAAAUCCUCCAGUAUCUUCCAUGUAAUGAAACAUGGGCAAUAUAUCUGUAGAUUUGGAAGCAAGCUUGGGUUACAGUGCAUUGGCAUGCAUGAAAAUGGUAUUAUAUUUAAUAAUAACCCAGCACUCUGGAGAGAAAUUCGACCUUUUUUCACCAAAGCUUUGUCUGGUCCAGGUCUCGUGCGUAUGAUAGCAAUUUGUGUUGAAUCAACGAAAGACCAUCUGGACAGAUUGGAGGAUGUGACAGCUGGACUGGGAAACAUCAAUGUGCUGAAUUUUAUGAGACAGAUCACACUGGACACUUCUAACAAACUCUUUCUAGGGAUCCCUUUGGAUGAAAAUGCCAUUGUGCUUAAAAUUCAGAACUACUUUGAUGCUUGGCAAGCACUUUUGUUGAAACCUGACAUCUUCUUUAAGAUUUCUUGGCUGUACAAGAAAUAUGAAAAGUCAGUGAAGGAUUUGAAAGAAGCAAUUGAAGUCUUAAUAGAACAGAAACGACAGAGACUUUCCACUGUUGAAAAAUUGGAAGAGCACAUGGACUUUGCAUCACAACUGAUUUUUGCACAGAGCCGUGGAGAUCUGACUGGUGAGAAUGUGAACCAGUGUGUGUUGGAGAUGAUGAUAGCUGCACCUGACACACUGUCUGUGACUCUCUUCUUCAUGCUAGUACUGAUUGCAGAGCACCCUAAAGUGGAAGAGGAUAUGAUGAAGGAAAUCCAAGCUGUUAUAGGUGACAGAGACGUACAGAGCAAUGACAUGUCGAACUUAAAGGUUGUGGAGAAUUUUAUUAAUGAGAGUAUGAGAUACCAGCCAGUUGUGGAUUUGGUCAUGCGCAAGGCUUUACAAGAUGAUGUAAUUGAUGGCUAUCCUGUGAAAAGGGGGACAAACAUCAUUCUGAACAUCGGACGUAUGCAUAAGCUUGAAUUCUUCCCAAAGCCUAAUGAGUUUUCUCUUGAAAAUUUUGAGAAGAAUGUGCCUUCUCGCUACUUUCAGCCAUUUGGAUUUGGCCCUCGUGGCUGUGUCGGAAAGUUUAUUGCCAUGGUAAUGAUGAAGGCAAUCCUGGUGACUCUUCUGAGACGGUAUAGAGUACAGACACCAAAAGGAAGAGGCCUUAAGAACAUCCAGAAAAGCAAUGACUUAUCCAUGCACCCGAAUGAAAGACAGCCCUUCUUGGAGAUGUUUUUCAUCCCAAGAAGAAACAUAGACAAGUGUCAGGAUGACUAACAACAGAUCGCUAGUUGUCUCAGAGCUAAGGUUUCUGCUGUUCUAGUCACAUUCUGAGAAAUAUCCACCCCUCCUAGGUGCUGUCACGCAUACUCUGAACUAAACAUUUUGUUGCUCUUAGAGCAGCUAUGCAUUAAGUGAUCACUUGUUCUGCUGCAAAGCAGGACCACAUUCUGGUCACUACUCAAAACUGAUAAAUAAGUUCUAAGUAUAUAGACAAGUGCUGUUUUCAGUUGAUGAGAUGUUGCAUACAGAAACUGUUACUUUUUUUAAAACAUCCAAUUCAAACAGAAUUCUGUUCUGCUUCUCACACUAUGCAAGUCCUGAGUGCUCUAUGCCUGCAGACUUGCAUGAUAUGGUUGGGGUUUGUUUGGGGCGGCGGGAUUGUUUUGUUUUGGCAGAGCUGGGCCCCACAAGAAGCAUCAUCAGCUGUUGUUAUAACAGCUCUAAUUAUCCGUCAUCCAAAAACAUUUUAGUGAACGCUACUAAUGUUCAUGUAAAGUAUGAGAAACAUUGGGAAAUGUAUGAACUGUAGCUAGCUAUCUAUAUACAUCUAUAGCAAUUACUAAUUUCCUCUAAAGAUAAUGAGGAUAUAGCCAGUUUAUCAAUAUACUGUCUAUAGAAAGAGAAGUUGGAAACAAUUUUUUCCCUCUACAAUGUUUUUCUUUCUGGUAUAUUAAACAGAUAAGAUCAAAGAAUGAUUAAAUUAGAUACACUUUAUUGAUUAUAUUCAAUUCUAAAAGUAUCAAGAAAUCGAUAGCAUUUGAGACAACUGCAGUAGGUUUUCAAGGUCUCUAUUCCCGGAGUCAUAGCCACAGCAGCUCCAUAAGUGUCUUCACCUCACACCAUUAAUGUCCAAUCAUGACUGAAAAGGAUGGAGCCCGACACCCAGGAGCUAAGGGAAGAGGGAACAGGUGCAGCACAGCAUUCCCCAACCCUGAGGGAGAGCUUUCUCACCUCUCCCAGCUUGUGGGGAGUAGUUCUCCUUCCUCCUCAGCUGUUGCAAUGAAAACAUCCUAUUUCAACUAUUCUUAUUUAUUACAUACAUUACCAUGGCACCUAGGAACCCUCAUCCUGGAUGAGAACCCCCUCUACUUUAACCACAGCUUACACCUGCCAUGGACUUCUGUCUUAAAGGUUAAGAUUGUGGGUUGUUCCUCCUAAAGAGGCCCCAGCAGGAGGGAGAAUCCCUUCCAAAUCUCUCACAACUCUCAUCGCUCCUCUUUCAAGACAAUGGGCCAAAUGUUGCUCUCAAGUACAUGGGUGCUCUCCCAUUAACUUCAAUAGAGCUACACUGGUGUAAAUGAGAACAGCAGUUGGCUCAAGAUGUGGAUGCUGGUCACUCUUGACGAUGACAAUGGACUUCAUUCAUCCACUCCAGGCAGGGGUGGGGCUCAGGGGUUGACUGAUCAGAGGUUUGCUGCAUCAGUCAGGAAACAUCCUGAAACAGUAAGCAGACAUGUAAAGGGGAUUUUUUCAUACCCUUUAUCAGGAUUAGCUUUAAGAACAGGUCUGAAACCAGUUUUUGACCUUCCAGAAAUCAGAUAUGUGAAAGUCAGUUAACAAGAGUUCCACAUGCAGAGCAACAUUUCCCGCAGAAAAUGUGGCUAGGUGCAGAAGCAUCUUUCAUUGCACAUUCCUAUAGACUAGCACCCCAAGGUCCUUUUUAUCAAAAGAUGUCUGUUAUCAGGUCAAUGGGUCAGUAGCAACUGUCAUAAAAAUAUACUUUGUGGUUUAAUAAGAACCAGUGAUUAGACAAGGAAAUUCCAGUUUUUAAGCAUAAGUAUUCCAAAUAAAGGGAGUCCUCAAAAUUAAUGUCUUGAUAAAGGCCAAACAAUCAAUCAAAACCCUUCUCAUUUAGCCUUUUCCUUACAGGUUAGUUAAUCUGUACACAAAUGGUCAAACAAAGUACAUCAUUCUAUGCCUAGGACAAACCUGUUUUAUGCCACUUAAGAGAAUAGCAAAGUGAGGUCCACAACAUCUCUCUCUGGCUAGUGUCCUUUUGCAAGGAAUACACCAGGCAGUUCACUGCUCUCCCAUAGCUCUGUCAAGAGCAAGAUUUAUCCAGUACUGAAUAUUAAAAGAAGAAUAUGACAAUCACAGAAACAAAUAAGAGUUUUCAGCCAUGUGUAAUGAAACAGUUUCAGUUGUGAAUAAUGAUCAAGAAGAGAAGCUGCAUAUUUUGGGGACUUACAGAAUCAUCAAAAAAUAGAACUGGAAGGGACCUCAAGAGGUCAUCAAGUCCAGCCCCCUAUGCUGA